This is a messenger RNA of Ceratina calcarata, 2090 nucleotides long. Its product is annotated as mitochondrial ribosome-associated GTPase 2. The record is from RefSeq and is a predicted model, not a curated record. Gene Ontology annotation, cellular component: mitochondrion. Lineage: Eukaryota; Metazoa; Arthropoda; Insecta; Hymenoptera; Apidae. Gene Ontology annotation, biological process: rRNA base methylation. Bases 294 to 2081 code for a protein of 595 amino acids. Gene Ontology annotation, molecular function: magnesium ion binding; GTPase activity; rRNA (uridine-N3-)-methyltransferase activity. The transcript has 9 exons.
GCACGUGUUUGGCGUCCUUCUGUUUGAUGAUUUGAAAAGUUUGAAAAUGAAUUAAGGGACAGCAGUCAAGUUCAAAGUGGUUAUAAAGAUUUUUAAAACUACAAGUAUUAAAAUGUAUCCGCUGUGAUUUCAUUGAAUAUUUAAGAGAUCAUUAGAAGUAUACUGCGAUUACCGUUACCGCAGCGUGUCCUGCAAGAUGUAUAUAUAUAAUAUUUUGUUAGCAAACACUCAACUACUAUACUUAAUAUUGACGAUAUACAUAUUUAAACUCUGAUAUCUACAAUUUUGUAAUUAUGAGACCGUCCCUGUUCGAUGAAAAUGCUCGUGUAUUAUUAGUAGGAGAAGGCAAUUUCUCAUUUUCCGUUGCACUGUUUCGUCUCAAUUUAAAUGUCAAUAUUACCGCAACGUGCUACGAAACCGACGUCGGUCAACAUCUUGGAAAGAAAAACAUAGAGUAUUUAAAGAAUAAUGGAGUUCGUGUAUUAUUAGGUGUCGACGCGACGAACUUGAAACAACAUCCGAUUUUAAGAACAGAAUUAUUUGACAAAAUUAUUUUCAACUUUCCCCAUGUCGGUGGCAAAAUGAGGAUAGAAAGAAACAGAGAAUUAUUGAGACUAUUCUUUAUGAGCAUAUCAGAUUUAUUAAAAGCAGAUGGCCAAGUGUCGGUCACUUUGUGCAACGGCCAGGGUGGUACCCUCGCCGAUGAUCCUCAAAGACGUUGGGACGAUUCGUGGAAAAUCACAGAAAUGGCAGCGCAUGGCAAUUUUCUAUUAACACGAGUCGAGCCAUUUCUGUGGUCAUCGUUUCAGAAUUACAUAGUAACCGGAUAUCGCAGCUUGGACAAACAAUUUCAUUCCGUGGGGGCUUUAACUCAUGUAUUCGUAAAAGCAGAACCGCCGACUAUUGAAAAUAUCGCUCCUAAAGAGAAAGUAAACACUAAAUGUAAAAAUCUGAAUAAAAACAUAUUUAAAUCGAUCUGUACUUCGAAGUGGCUUAGAGAACGAGAGAAUAUUCCUAAACCUUUACGCAGUGUAAAACCUAGGGCACAAACCGACACGGAGAGAAGUAUCGUCGAUUUAAAACAAGUAAGAGUAAUCGGUGGUAAGGGUGGAGACGGACAAAUAUCAUUUUUACACUUAUGGUCGAACGAAUACGCUGGACCCGACGGCGGAGACGGUGGGCAUGGCGGUCAUGUAAUAUUUCAGGCAACGCAUGAUGUUAAAGAUCUCGCGCACAUAAGUAGCGUUCUAAAGGCCGAUGAUGGAGAAAGAGGCGAGAGUAAAGACUGCUUCGGGAAAAACGCGGAACACGCGAUAGUACGGGUACCCAUGGGUACUAUCGUACGUAACGCUGAAGGAAAGAUAAUAGCAGAUUUGAAUCGAGAAGGGAUGAUGUUCAUUGCUGCGCGAGGAGGUUCCGGCGGCCACGGUAACUCUUUCUUCAAGUCCGACGUACAGCAAGCACCGCGCAUAAGCGAAUACGGUGCGCAUGGAGAAGAUUUGCAAUACGUAUUGGAAAUAAGUAGCAUGGCACACGUGGGGCUGAUUGGACUUCCAAACGCAGGCAAAAGUACACUGUUAAGAGCGAUAUCUAGAGCCAGGCCGAAAGUAGCAGCGUAUCCAUUUACAACGUUGAAACCUUAUUUGGGGAUGGUGUUGUAUGACGAUCAUGAGCAAAUUGCAGUGGCCGAUUUGCCGGGUCUUAUUGCCGGUGCUCAUAAAAACAGAGGUCUGGGUAUACAGUUCCUUAAACACGCAGAACGCUGCAAGAUUCUAUUAUUUAUCCUCGACGUUACUAACGACGAACCGUGGGCAGAUUACGACACUCUGAGGCAUGAGAUCUCCGAAUUCAAUAUACGACUGAACGACAGGAUGCAUCUCAUCGCUGCUAAUAAAAUAGACCUGCCAGGAGCAGCGGAGAAGUUGGAAUUGCUUAAAGAAAAACUGAACGUACCCAUCGUUCCGGUAUCUGCUAAGCUGGGCACAAAUGUAUCUACGUUAUUAAGAGAAUUAAGAAUAUUGUAUGAUAAAGUGGUAGAGAAUAAUGAAAAUGCGUUGCAAUAUGAAAAAGAUCCUAAUUAAUUUGCUGAC